CAACCCUAUAACACCACACUGCGCAUGCGCGUGUUUCUCGUGUCUUCGACCUCUACUACAAACCGACAGCAGAUACAGAAUCAGCACCAGCUCCUUUGGUUGACCUGUCCACUACGUCCCAUCGUGAUGUAUGCCUGUGCUAAGUUCGUCUCCACACCCUCUCUGGUCCGUGCUGGAUCUCGGGCACUGUACAGACCGCUCUCAGCAGCAGUAGUCUCGGAUGCCAGGAAAGCAGAGACUGCUUCCCUCCUGGCGCCACAGAGCUUUGUAGCCUCCCAGCAGCAGGUGGCGGUGCGGGCGUUCCAGACUAGUGCUGUGAGCCGUGACGUCGACACUGCUGCAAAGUUCAUUGGAGCUGGAGCCGCCACUGUGGGAGUGGCUGGAUCUGGAGCUGGAAUCGGAACAGUGUUCGGUAGCCUUAUUAUCGGAUAUGCAAGGAACCCCUCUCUGAAGCAGCAGCUCUUCUCUUACGCCAUCCUGGGCUUCGCUCUGUCUGAAGCUAUGGGUCUCUUCUGUCUGAUGGUUGCAUUCCUGAUUCUGUUUGCCAUGUAAACCAGGCGCUGUAAAGGGACACAUCAUAAAGUUAACAAGAUUUAGCAGUCUGAGAUGCCCUUGAAUGGUACGAUGAUGUCAGCUUAUCGUUCUGCCCAUUCUUGUUCACUGGUGCUUCUUCAAAGAUUGUAAACCCACUGAUGUAAGAAACUCUGGCAAACCCAAAUCAUCUUAUGACUGAAGGUUUUGCUGUUAUAUUGUACAUUUAAUCCACUGUUUUUGUUAAACAUAAAAACCAAUAACAGAAGUAAAAUGUUUAAUUCAUAA
Messenger RNA from Plectropomus leopardus (leopard coralgrouper), 819 nucleotides. Its product is annotated as ATP synthase F(0) complex subunit C2, mitochondrial-like. NCBI's taxonomy places the organism in Eukaryota, Metazoa, Chordata, Actinopteri, Perciformes, Serranidae. The record is from RefSeq and is a predicted model, not a curated record. Gene Ontology annotation, biological process: proton motive force-driven ATP synthesis; proton transmembrane transport. Gene Ontology annotation, molecular function: proton transmembrane transporter activity.